AACAGCUUCGGGGUCUCACCUACCCACUCCUCGUUUCUUCUUCAAACAAAUGUUUUAGCUUCCUAAUCCUUCCCCUACCAAACCACAAUAAACCAAUCUCGUCUCAUCCAUGGCGUGCACCACAAACGCCUUCUCUCUUUCCCUCUCUUCCAACCCCAACACCAAAUUAUCAUCCGACCUCAACCCCAAGUUUAAUAAACCCCUCACCGUCACCCUCCGCAGUUCCGGUACCGGUGAGCUGAUUCUGGGCCGACUUUCUCACUCCAGACUCAGUCAACUCGGUCGCAGGAUCUGCGCCAAUGCGACUCAGGUGAUGGAUCAGUCUGUUGGUGAAAGGAGCUCCGCAGGCCCCGCGAUUGUUGAGGUGGAUUUGGGUGAUCGUAGCUACCCGAUCUACAUCGGGUCCGGGUUGCUUGAUCAGCAUGAGCUUCUUCAAAAGCAUGUUCACGGGAAGAAGGUUCUUGUGGUAACUAACACUACGAUUGCUCCUUUGUAUUUGGAUAAAGUCGUUGAUGCAUUAACAAGAGGAAACCCGAAUGUUUCUGUUGAAAAUGUGAUUUUACCUGAUGGAGAGAAGCAUAAAAACAUGGAAACUCUCAUGAAAGUUUUUGACAAGGCCAUCGAAUCCCGAUUGGACAGGAGAUGUACAUUUGUUGCUCUUGGAGGCGGUGUGAUUGGGGAUAUGUGUGGUUUCGCUGCUGCAGCUUUCCUUCGUGGUGUUAACUUUAUCCAGAUUCCUACUACUGUUAUGGCACAGGUGGAUUCUUCGGUCGGGGGUAAAACUGGCAUAAACCAUCCUCUUGGUAAAAACUUGAUUGGUGCUUUCUACCAACCUCAAUGUGUGCUUGUAGACACGGACACAUUGGACACAUUGCCAGACAGGGAACUGGCUUCGGGUCUGGCGGAGGUUAUAAAAUAUGGGCUCAUCAGAGAUGCUGAGUUUUUUGAGUGGCAGGAAAAGAAUAUGGGAAAACUGAUGGCGAGGGAUCCUGAUGCACUGGCUUAUGCUAUAAAACGAUCAUGCGAAAACAAGGCUGAGGUUGUGUCAUUAGACGAGAAAGAAAGUGGAUUGAGGGCUACACUGAACUUGGGACAUACGUUUGGUCAUGCAAUAGAAACUGGAUUUGGUUAUGGAGAGUGGCUUCAUGGAGAAGCUGUUGCAGCUGGCACGGUUAUGGCUGUUGACAUGUCACAUCGACUCGGGUGGAUUGACAGUUCAAUCGUUAAACGGGUUAAUGACAUUUUACUGCGGGCUAAGUUACCUACUGCUCCUCCUGAAACCAUGACUGUGGAAAUGUUCAAGUCGGUCAUGGCGGUCGAUAAGAAGGUAGCUGAUGGACUACUUAGGCUUAUCCUUCUGAAAGGUCCCCUCGGAAAUUGUGUUUUCACCGGCGAGUAUGAUAGAAAGGCCCUCGACGAUACACUCUCUGCAUUUUGCAAGUCCUAGAUCCAGGUUUUAAAAGGUCUUAGUGGUCAUGCUUGCUAAUACCUUUUGUUGUACUGUGUCUCUACUCUAGGAUUAUUUAUUUUCUUGAGCUCCAUUGUCGAAAGGGCUCGUACCAAGUUGUAAUGCCAGUAUUUAUGGCACUGA
Molecule: messenger RNA, 1591 nt
Organism: Hibiscus syriacus
Lineage: Eukaryota; Viridiplantae; Streptophyta; Magnoliopsida; Malvales; Malvaceae
Product: 3-dehydroquinate synthase, chloroplastic-like
Exons: 9
Coding region: 110-1447 (445 amino acids)
Biological process (GO): aromatic amino acid biosynthetic process
Cellular component (GO): cytoplasm
Molecular function (GO): 3-dehydroquinate synthase activity
Source: RefSeq, a predicted model, not a curated record